UUAAUUUGCAAGAAACUGAUUCAAAUGGCUUCCAAGGCCUUUCUUCUUCUUGCUCUCUUGGCUCUCUCACUACUUAUCUCCUCGAGGGUGUUAGCUAGGGACUUGUCCGAGUCAUCCUCUAACCAUGCUGAGGUAGAGACAAAAAAUCAUGGAGAGGUGGAUGAUGCCAAAUAUGGUUAUGGAGGUUACCCAGGCCAUGGUGGCUAUGGCGGUGGUUACCCAGGCCGUGGCGGUUAUGGAGGCGCAUAUCGGGAGGAUAUUGCCGCUAUGGAUGCUGUGGUGGAAGGUAUGGAGGAGGAUGUAGAAGAUGCUGUUCUUAUGCUGGUGAAGCUGUGGAUGCACAACCAAAGACUGAAGCUCAUAACUAAGACACUUCACUUACAUGUAUUAUUGGAACUAUGUGAUGCUUUUUGUUGUACUAGUAAAGUGUAUUUUUAUUAUGUUUGUUGUGAGAGCAUUAGGUACGUGCUUUGUCUUCACUCUCUCGUCUGGGAAUAAUGGAGUUUCAUGCCUCACAUCAAAGUGUAAUGUGUGUCAUUUACGUUUAAGUAUUUCUUGUACAAUAAAGUGUCUCAGAGAUUGCUUUCAGCAAUUAAAAUGGAAGAUGCCAUAUUUGAUAGAAAUAUAUAUU
This is a messenger RNA of Prosopis cineraria, 631 nucleotides long. RefSeq lists its product as uncharacterized. Lineage: Eukaryota; Viridiplantae; Streptophyta; Magnoliopsida; Fabales; Fabaceae. The coding region runs from base 25 to 498 and encodes 157 amino acids. The record is from RefSeq and is a predicted model, not a curated record. The transcript is spliced from 2 exons.